AUGACGACUCUACUGCGACAUUGCGGCCACCGUGGUACCACACGUGGAGCCCUACGAGGAGAAGCCGAGCCUGUGGAAGCUCAUCUAACGAGCCUGCGGUACAUACAUCGUGAGCUUUGUCAGGAGAAAUCCCUGACGGAAUGCCAGAAAAUGUACGGCCUAGUCCGAUCGCAGCCCUGCCGCCUGCAAGGGGAGGCUGACUACAAGUUUUAUUUGGACAUCCAUCUGACGCACUUCAAUGGCAUUCACUUGCAAAUGCAGAAGGAGACGUUGCCCAUCGCCGCCACAGAUCAACUAUAUUACGCCUUGGAGGCAAUGGGUGUCCUCUUUGACACCAUGCGCCAGCGUAAAGUGGCAAAGAAUGCGGCUCUCCUGGUCCAGCUGAAUGAUGCCCUGUUCAGCAAGCGAGGCAAAGCCUUUCUGAUGUACCUGAGCGCCCUUCCGCCCGAGAGCACGACGAAAAUGUACGACCCGCUUCUCAAGCUCCUGAGCUGCAGCUGGGCCACACCCAGCUCUGAGCUGACUACUCAAUUCACGGAGUAUCUGGGCCUGGUUCUGGCACUGAUGCAGAUCGACAUGUUUUCCAUAGAAGCGCCGCUCGAACAACAACUGGCACUGAAGUUGCUGCGCAUUUGUCGCGACCUGUACAAGGACGUCUCUCCGCAGAACUACUCCAUCCAGCUCCUCUACUACUAUGUCAAGCUGUUGUACGUGCGCGAGGCUACGGCGGACUUCAAGCGGACUUACAUCGAUCUGUGCAAGAAGUUCGUCUACUUCUUCGAGCACAAGGGCGCGACGACGACGCCAAAGAGCAGUG
Molecule: messenger RNA, 817 nt
Organism: Drosophila miranda
Lineage: Eukaryota; Metazoa; Arthropoda; Insecta; Diptera; Drosophilidae
Product: protein three rows-like
Exons: 2
Source: RefSeq, a predicted model, not a curated record